Messenger RNA from Cydia splendana, 4919 nucleotides. RefSeq lists its product as uncharacterized. Gene Ontology annotation, biological process: regulation of translational initiation. The record is from RefSeq and is a predicted model, not a curated record. The transcript is spliced from 11 exons. Gene Ontology annotation, cellular component: cytosol. Gene Ontology annotation, molecular function: protein binding; RNA binding; translation activator activity. The coding region runs from base 979 to 2304 and encodes 441 amino acids. Lineage: Eukaryota; Metazoa; Arthropoda; Insecta; Lepidoptera; Tortricidae.
GGCAGAACGCGCCCGCGCACCGCCAGUCGGCAAUCCGCCCGGGCGGGCGCCACACACACGACCGGAGUCUGCGCGCGCGAUCAGCGGUAUCGAAAUACAUCACAAGUGCACCAAUACGAAUACCAACGACCGAAAGGAUUUGCGAGCGCGAUUCUGUGAAUCAAAUACGAGUAAAGUGAACGAGUCUCGAGUGCAGAGCAAACGACAGACGCCGCACCACGAGAGAGCGAUUAUAGGGUUCAAAGAGCCCACGACGAAACGAUUCGAGACGCAACCGUAGAAGCAUUCGCGGUGUCUCGAAAUACUGCAAAUCGCUCGGUGACGGGUCAGGCACCUCACGCUGCACUGCUCUUAUCUUAGUCGUAUCAAAACGAAAACUCGAAAAACACCUCUAUCAGUGGCCACGAUAGGGGUGUACUUGUUUAUAUAUGCAUAUAUAAAAUGGAGAAAACUGAUCUCUAACGUGACGUCACAAAUUUGUGAUCAUUAUUAUUGUUAAAGCUUGUAUUCGCAUUUUCGACGUGUAUAGUUAGUUUUUGUACGUAUUUAUUGAUGUUGUAAAUAGAGAAAAUAAUAUAGCCAAAAUAAGUGUGACAUUGCGUUAAUAUAACUAUAAUACUAGUCAUUCAUCUAGUGUAUCUAUUUAUUUAAAUAUUAUGAGUCUUGUCUGUAGAGUAAUAAUAAAAACUUGAAAAAUUAAAGUGAAUAACAGAGCUUACAGUAGCUACCAAAGAGUUGGGAAAUACGCGGCAAACCAACAAAAAGUUUGACAACUAAAUAGGCGGGAAAUCGCGACCACACGUGCCACAGAGCAAAUAUAUCGGCCCGACAACCUAAUCAUUCGUAACCACAGAAUAUAAAAACUGGAUUAUAACACAGAGUUAAUACGUCCGCCAGAAAGUUCGUGGCCACAACCAGAUAAAAAAUUAGUGGUCAUAGGACAUAUUUUUUCAAAUCAGUCGGCCACAGAUAAACAAUAUGAGCAACGAGAUGCAAACACAGAUAGGCAGUGGUGGGCUGCAGAGGAGCUACAGGAUGCAGGACUUUGCGUCACCUGGCGUCAUCAUGAGGGAGCGCAGUUUCAUUCGCCCUCAGUCACACCAUAAUAUGCAUCAUAAUCAGUUUCCGAAUAACGGGAAGCGACGGAGCAUGAUUCUGACGAACGCCAAGGGCAAACCCACGCUGGAGAUAUACAGACCCCCAGGUGUCCGCACAGACGCACCAGCCACCACCAACAAGCUGAACGUCCACGCCAAGGAGUUCACCAUGGCCAAGCCCGCUGAUCACCAGAAUCGACCAGCAAUGGGCGUGACCUUCGGAGGAGGGCUGCAGCACUCCCGCUCGGCCGUGCUGUCGGCGCAGGUGCCCCCGCAUUACCGUCCCGUGAUGCCCGUGCACGCGCUCCUCAACAGCGCGUCCAGCGGCCACGUGGCGCAGGGUCCACGUGUCCACUUCAAACUGCAGCCGCAGCAGAACUUCCCAGAGAAGAAGAAGUCCCCUCCCUCCUCCCUCACCAACGGGAACGGGAAGAGCAUUCGUCCACAGUUCGUCCCCGGGCUAAAGCGCUCCAAGUCGCUCACGUCAGCAGACGCGCUAGCGAGUGGAAUGGCGGCGUUAGGACUGGCUGCUGAUGCAGGGGACCUGGGGAACUUUCCGCAAGAGAUACAGGAGUGCAUAGACAAGGCGCUCGAAGACCCUAACUCCGUAUGCGCACGAACCCUAAUGGACGCCGUGGGGCACCUGGUGUCCCGCGCGGUGGAGUCGCCGCGCUACGCCCUCCCGGCCGCGCGGCGCUGCAUCGCCGUGGUGGAGCGCGAGCAGACCGAGACCUUCCUCGAGUCGCUGCUCAACACCUGCCAGCAGUGGUACCACGACAGGGAGAAGCUGUUGGGCACAAUCGUAGGCGGAGGCCGGCCGCGGCUGAUGGCGUUCCUGUCGUUCCUGCUGGAGAUGUACUGCCAGCUGCGCCGGCGGGCCAUCCAGCGGCGCGGCGCGUCGGCGCAGCCCGGCCACGUGCUGCUCACGCUCAUCUGCAAGUGCUGCGAGGACUGCAUCCGCCAGCCCGUGCCCUCCGCCGGCGACACGGAAAACCUGUUCUUCGUGCUGACGUACAUCGGGCGCGACCUGGAGCAGGCGCUGCCGGGCGACCUGGAGCGGCUGCUCACGGCCGUGCGCGACGCCUUCCUCAACACGCACGCCGCGCCCUCCACGCGCCGCACGCUGCUGCAGCUCAUCGAGCUGCACGCCAGCCGCUGGCAGCUGCCGGGCUGCGCCGUGCUCUACUACUACCCCUCCUCCAAGUAGGCGGCCGGGGCGGCAGAGAUCUGCGUACACCGAUGUGUCGUCGCAAAGUUUGCGAACUUGCGGAAUUUCCACGUGGAGAACUUUAGGAAACUUGUCAUAUUUUUGAUGGGAAUCGAAAUUUUCCAUUUCCAAAAUUAAAGUUUCCUGUGAAAUUUUACAGAAAUUUUAAGGACUUUGAAACUUUCGGCAACUUGAACAUCUGCGUAGAUAGAUUGGGAAGCUAAUUACGAAGCUCCGCGCGUAUAGCUUAACUGACGUUUACAUCCUUGUGGUAUUAAGAUGAAGAUGCGUUUUGACCGUCCGACGGUACGCGUGAAAUAAACGCGCGAAUGGCGCGCCGCACCGGGCUUUGGCCUUAGGAGGAGGGUUUUCUGAUAAACUGAGUCUGGUGCGCCUUGUUAAUUACGUAGAUGCAUGCAUAAAACUGCUGCAAGCUCAGAUCAAGUGCCUUUCAAAUUCAUUACACAUUUUCAACACUUUCAAGAUAUUGAACACAAGUUUCCAACGGAAACAUGUAUGAAAUUUCUUUUAAAAGUGCGAAAAUGGGCUGUAUAAUAUUUUAGAUUAGCUCUAGGUGGAUUAUUAUGUAAAGGAGACGAAGAUAUAUGCCUUAAAAGUAUUAAAAAGUACGUGUAACAUAGGUAGUUGACAAAAUGGUGUACACUACUGUACGGUCCCCGCAUAGUAUUUGGUGCAUUGCAACCUUUGUCGUUUGUUUAUUAUUCUAACUCUAGGUACCUAUUGCCGUCUCCGUAGUACGCCUCUCGCUUUUUGUAUACUUGUGCCGUAUAUAGCAUUGUUAGUUAUUCAAUACCUAAUAGCUGUCUUGAAGAUUUUACUAGGGCUUACUAGGCACCAUCAGUUAACCCUUUUCCAGGCAUAGUACGAUUUAUCGACCACUACUACCAUCGACCACAUACGCGCCACUAGAAUUUCAAGUUUAGCAUUCCGAUAGAUUCAAAUUAGAUUGCACUUUCGGGAAAUUUGAUUUGUCUUCAAAUGAAUCAUCAAAGCUGGAUUAAUUGGAAUAUAUUUGGAUUUUUCGGGAAAACCUUGUAGAUUGGUGCGGCCUGGAAAAGGGUUAAACAAUUAAUUAAAGUUAGUAAUCUUUUCAAUACAAGCACGCAUGAUUUAAUAUUAUGGAAUUCAUGUUUUUAUAUUAUUCCCUAAAUUAUUAACUAAUUCAGCCAGCUUAUGUAAUAGGGUCGAUCAACUAUUUCUUGUUGUUAUUCUGUCCCAUCAGCCAGGAGACAAUAGUAGCAUAGUUUCUUAGAAGAGCUGCUGUACCAUGUUCUACAAACGUGCUUAGUAGAUGUCCCAUUAUGGAAAGGCCUUAUAACUACCAAAAAAUUCAAGUUUGGUUCAUUUAAAUACGAAAUAACUAGUAUUUUAAGAGUGACCCAGGAGACCGUGACCAUGGCAACUAGUGACAAGAAAAAGUUGAUUCACCCAAUAAGCAAUUUUAUUUUGUUUACCCUUUUUGUUUCAACAAACGUUUGACUGAGAUUAGCGCGAGAAUUUCAAUGUUUAUUAUGCUUGUGAUAUUAUUUAAAUUUAAGUUACUGUAGGGUCUGUCUAUUUCUGUCCUAACCAAAGACUGUAAUGGCGUCGAUAUGUCUUAAUUAACAAGGAUUAAUCAAAAUAGUUGUUGAAGCUGGACCAAAAUUUGUUUUAUGUAUUUUACCACACUCUUGACUUGUUUAGAGAUAAGUGAUACCAUAGUACUUUUAAGUUCACAUUUACAUUAACAAGCACAAUUUAAAGGCAUUUAUUUGAUUGUAACAUUGAUAUCAUGACAAAUACAUAGUAAAUUCAAUUUUUCUGCUACGCGAUCGGCGAUAGAUGGGUCCUGUGACACUUCAAAUGACAUUUCUUGUACUGAUGCCAAAGUAUAGAUGAUUUUACUUUUUUUUAGGGCAAUGGUAGUAUUGUAAAACAGCCAAGUCAGUUAAAACGUAGUAACUUAUGUAUGAUCCAUCUUUCGCCGAGCGAGGUAUAAUUUGGGUCACAAAAAUGGAGAAUUCAUUUUUUUAAUACCAAGACCAGUCGGGAAUGGAACUAGAAAGUGAUUCAGAUACUGACAUUAUCAAAGAAACUUUUCUCGAAGACUUGAUGCCUAAAACUCGUAUGAAAACUCCCAUGCGAAUUAACCACACGGUUGUACCUUAUAGAAAUCAUUAAAAUUAACCUCCUUUAUUGUGCUAACAUCUAUGAUUGAUAAGUGGGUGGUUCAUUAAAAAAUUUUAAAAUGUUUUACUCAGAGGUUCACAACUGAAUUUGUCUUGAUACUUGACUUGUUAUCAAUGUUACUAUAUUAUUGUGGUGUUUCCACAAUAAAAAUCGGCCAGCAUAAUUAUUUAUGUAGAAAUGUAUUUGAUUGUUUAAUAUGUGUAAAUUAAUUAUGAACUUUGUGAAGCAGUGUCAACUUUUAAGUAUUACUGUAACACUUUAUUAUAAUGUGUGGGACUUGUAUAAGUCUUUAGUGAAUGUUGUAAAUUCAUGUUAGUUGAUUCACAAUGUAAAUUAUAUGUUAGAUUAACAUAUAAAACACAAAAGACCAUAACUGUUCAUUACAUAUUACUAUGCAUUCUUAGCAGGUUAAGGUAUGAUUUAUA